Messenger RNA from Haliotis rufescens (red abalone), 4955 nucleotides. RefSeq lists its product as uncharacterized. Lineage: Eukaryota; Metazoa; Mollusca; Gastropoda; Lepetellida; Haliotidae. The transcript is spliced from 3 exons. The coding region runs from base 554 to 3634 and encodes 1026 amino acids. The record is from RefSeq and is a predicted model, not a curated record.
AAACCUGGUCCACAUCAAACAGGUUUAGUGUGUAGCUGCACUGCUCUGGGUCGAGGCCCGGUGAGACGUUGGGUUCACCUGACCACGUGGCUCUCUAACACCGGAGUACAGCUUUAACUACCCGACCACGCAGUCAAGGGGAUCAUUAACUAACGCUAGCUACAACGACCAUCAGGAUAGGGUGUACUGAUUAUGACAGGAUGAUGGUCCUACGUUCUGACGCAGCGGUCUCAGCUUGAAAGAAACUGCCGUUGGAAUAAGCGGACCGAAUAACCUAUAUACCUCAAUUCUCCCGUGUCUCCAGGUCUACAGCGUGCCAAAGAACAGCCUUAUCCACCCGAUAUCCUCUCACUGCUAUACACCCCUGCUCCACACAUAGCGCCCCAUAUUACCGGGUAGAUAUAGGAGACAGCGGACUACAAACGGGAGCGUCGUCAUCGGAGUUACAGAUGGAAAGAUCCAAAUAUGUCAAUAUGGAUGACAACAGGAUGUAACAGAACACCUCGGCUGUCGAUACUAAGUCACUAAGGAACCAAGAUUCAUACAUUCCAAGAUGGCGGCCUAUGCUAAUCCUCUCAGCUUCUGUGUGAUCUUGUGGACGCUUCUCUGUGGCGUACGAGAAGGUCAAUGUCAAAAUAGAACAACUUUCACACGCCGGGAGGCAACUCCAGCAUCCCCGAAUGUUGGCUAUGCGAUUACUAACAGCAUGUGCAGAUUGGAAUUAGAAGACAAACAAUUUCACAGCUACGUUAAAACAAUGGAAAAGAAAAUGGCUGUGUUGUUUAAAAUCAGUUUACGAACUACAAACACAUCGAAGGAAAAUGACAAACUGUACAAUGAUAUAAGUAUGAAUUACAAACCAUUUCUGUGGUACAAGACCAAAACGCGCCAUGGUCGCACGCUGCUGAUGCUGUCAUUCCACUACGAUGUUCUGUCAAUGUCUAUUCUGACAAUAGGAGUCGAGGAAAUGGAGAUCAACAUCACAGAUUCUCCUCAAGGAUGCCUCCAGAACAUGUCAGCUGAUAACCGAUUGACAGCAAUACGCCAACUAUUGAUAGAAGAAAAACAGUCCAGUAACGAGGACAGGUACUCUAGCGCCCACAGAGACUAUGUAUGCAACCAGGAGAUCAAGAAAGAAGAUGACAACUAUGCAGAGUUCGUGUUCCAGUGCUGCCAUCGGGACUCUCAUGGGAAGAUCAAGUGCAGCGACCAAGAAGAUGACCCCUGGAUCUCCAUCCUGUACAUUUCAGUGACUGCGGUCAAGGUUCUCGUCUUCUGUUUCUGCCCCAUGUUCCUCCCCGCCAAUAUGUACAACGCCAUGUACGUGGCUGCGGAGUACGUGGUCAAGCUGAAGAAGGAGGUGAAGAAGUUCAUCUACAUCUCGGAGGAGAGCGACUAUAAGAUAAAGUACAAACAACGGCUGACUCUGGAGGACAUAUCUGACUGGUGGAGAUUCAGGGACAUGUUGGAGACCAUGCCUAAGAAUGAGAUUCUCCCCAUCAAGAUGUCCGAAGUGCGAAUCACCGUCAAGGGGAAGAGGAUUAUCCCAGAAAAUGAUCCCCCGACUGGUUUGAUGAGGACGUUUUAUGAUAAUCUAUGUCGAUGUAAAAUCAAGGGAAUCGAUCCUUUUGUUGACUGUUGUGACUUGAGCGUGUAUGCUUCUUUGGAAUCGAAAUUUUCGCACAAGUUGACCUGGCAUCAAUUUGUCCAGGCUCUUGUGAAGGGGCUGAUGCUUCUGCUGCUGCCGAUGCCCUACUACAUCCGGUUAUUCAUCUACUACAAGUUCGAGAAGCAUGAGAUGGACCACCGAUACGAGUCUCUGAAUAACUUACAUCUCAACCUCCGCUAUGUCUUCUACAAGACCAACGUCAUCCAGCACUAUAGCCCGAGCCAUGGCAUAUUCAUAGCUGCUUAUUUCUUCUAUUUUCUAGCAGGAUGUGUUAUUGGAUUUUCCUCGCCUGUUGUUCGAGACAAACUGAAGUCCGUUUCCAGAGGUGCCCUUCAGGACAUGAACGCUAUCUCACAAACAGGUGUGCUACAAGUCAUCAUUAGAAUUGGUCUGUGGCCUUUCAAGAAAUGUGGACUAAUAGCAUUGUUGCUCGGUCCUCUCUAUAUGUGUGUAACUUCUCCUUUUUGCAUUGUCAUUCUUGUGUUGUACUGUAUACCAACCAUAUACCUUUCCUUUCGAAUUGUGUACCAAACCAAACGGCAGAUAGGUGACAAUUCAUAUAUGGAUGACGAAGAGAAAGUGAAAAGACGUAAGUUUAGAAAAAUCCAUAACAUAGGCCGGCAUCUUUCUAAAAUAGACAAAGUGGUUCAUAGAUCUACGCCAGAGGCUGAGGAUAAUUGUUGUCCAUCGUCCAUGGGUUUCAAUGGUUUCUCGACCAUUAAGACAGCGUGCCUUCAGGUCACGUGUGCGGUAUUCUGCUUGUGUGUUCUUUAUGCCAUAGCUCUCAUCUUUGCAGAAUCAUUUGGUUUGAUUGUUGAGGUUCUGGCUUUUACGAUGAUGGGGAUCAUUGUGAAUGCCAGUAGCACUCUCAAAUACGUCAGUAUGGUGCUCCUAGUGUUUGUAUAUAUGCACGACUGUUAUAGCAAUGUGUAUCAGAAUUAUCUGGAGUUUAACAAGACUAUAAUAGCAGAGAUGAUAGAUAGAGCUGAGGACUUAAAGAAGAUAGCAAGUCUUCCAUCAAGUAUGCAAGAAAACGCUGCAUUUCAACUUAAGUGUAGUGACGAAGUACCCCCGAUUAAAACAGAUCUGAAUUUUACCAAAAAGGAGAUCAGGUGGAAACUUGGUCAGUUGUUGUUAUUCUUGGACUCAUUUGACACCCCUAGAAUACCUCUUCGACUCUUCCAAAGACUCUGUGAUGUUCAAAUACACGGAGCACCUGGACCAGUUUAUCUGAACCUCCUGAGGGCAACUGGGAAGUUCCUAGUGAUUGUAGUGUUCCUGUUGUUUGUUAUGAUUGUGGUGAUGGCAUUUGGAAAUGUAACGCAGAUGUCAUCAACCAAUCAGACGCUAGCAACUCUAGCUGGUGGGUUUGUACCAAUGCUGCUCAAGAACGUUUUGUCCUCAAAAUCAAUCAAACUGAAUUUGAAGACUAUUAGCUUCAAAGGACAAAUAGACGAGAUCAUUGGGGAGUACAAACAGUACUGGCCUGUGAAGGACCUGGUGAUAGAAAGAGAUCUACCAAAGGAAGAGGAGGAGGAAGAUGGAGAUAAGGAGGGAGAAAAGGACGGUGGAGCAGAGAAAGAAAAGGAUAAGGAGAAAAAUGGGAAAGACAAGAAAGAUGAAAACUCCACCAAAGAAAAGGUCACAACACCCGAGAAGAAGACUGACAGGAAGGAGAGCGUUGUGGACACCCAAGUCUCCAUAAAGAGCAAGGAUUCAAAUGAACCAGGUUUUGUUAAUGAUGGAGAUGAUGGCUUAACAAGUAUGUUUCCACCAAUCCCGGAAGACCAGGAAGUGGACCUGUUCAUAGACCUGAGUUCAGCUGAUGCUCCUGGUGGAUGGUCCUAUCGGGGGUCUUCUGAGAGCAUCCCGUCAGAUUCCAUGAUGCCAGCGUACUUCCCUACCAACGUUAGCGCCGAUAUCACAAAAAUCACCAUUACCUAUCCGGAGGAAAAUCCUGUCUGAGAGAACUGUAUAUUCUCUGGAUCUCAAACGGGACUUCACGGUAAAGGCCUUGUCCUUUGUCAGCCACAGCACGUCCUGGACCCACUAUACCAAUUGCACUGUUUUGUGGACCUACGACAGCAGAAUUCUGCAGUCCAGAUUGAAGCAAGGCUAAAGGAGAAGGUUAUGGUUGUUCUCGAUGGAUGUGGAACCAUCAGCACACACGGACAGCCCCGAUCGAGAGGAAGGGAGAUGUAUAUCGCUGUGUACAAGUUUGAAAACCAGAUAUAGUUGACCGAACUUUAGAUGUUUGGUAUGUUUUGAUGUUUUGAGACACCAUAAAUGGUAUUGUUUUAUGAAACCAUUAAUGGUAUUGUUAUAUGAAUGAUCGGAAUGUAAAUGAUGAGCGAUAACUGAGGUGCUGAUGGCAAAAGCAUUUGUUAGAGAACCUGUUGGUUUAACUUGAGAGAUGCCACGCCUAACAAUUGGGAGCAGAUUACUUGCGUGGACUAUAGUUGUUUAAAUGUUUAACACCUAUAUUGUAUCAUUGUAUGACUUUUGCUUGUAAGCAGUACGCCGUGACAAAUAUAAACUAUAAAUGCCAAUGUGAAAAGUAGAAUAUUAUUAUUUUGACGAUUCCCUUUGCAAAUAGUGCUAAUCAUUUGAAGAGCCGUUGCUGUUAUACAUGACCGAUGUAAGGUGUUCACAGAAAAUUUUCGUAAUUUCUGACAUUUUCACUUUCUACUUAUACCAUGAAUGCGUUGUUUCAUAGUUCAUAAUGUAACCUUGUCUUUACCGUUAUGUGAUGCCAGCGUACGUCCCUACCAACGUUGGCACCGACAUCACUACAAGCACCAUUAUCUAUCCAGAUGAAAAUCCGGCCUGAAAUACUUAUAUACUCUCUGGACCUCACACAGAACAAAUUGAUAACGUUUCGGCCUCGCACUGUAUCUCUGUAUUAUUUUAGGAAAAAACUUUCUAUUUCAGGCAACUAAAUUAACUCCUUCACGUAAACCUUUCAACCAAACUCUAAGUGCUCCUACAUUGAACUUACUUUGUUUCGUACAACCAGCAUCCAUUCAAAGCGGAGACAUUCCAGUUCCAAGUCUGUUGUUAAAGAAAGAAAAUUGGCCAGGCAGUUCUCAAAACCACAAAAUCCAUUAAUUUGAUGUGGCCGCGUCAUUGUGCAUAAUGUUGUUUGUUUCCGUGUAAAGUGUACACUCCAUGUGUGUAAAGUGAUUUACUGAUCGACUUAUAUGUACUUUGGUCAUUUGUUUUAUUUUACAUUCGAUUCCAGACAAAUGAAACUGUACAAUAUUUUGAAUAAAAUCUUGCAAAUAUG